This is a messenger RNA of Bipolaris oryzae ATCC 44560, 372 nucleotides long. RefSeq lists its product as uncharacterized. The transcript has 2 exons. NCBI's taxonomy places the organism in Eukaryota, Fungi, Ascomycota, Dothideomycetes, Pleosporales, Pleosporaceae. The record is from RefSeq and is a predicted model, not a curated record. The coding region runs from base 1 to 372 and encodes 123 amino acids.
AUGUCCAACCAAGGAUACUACCAAGGCCAAGGCGCUCCUCAGUACCCCCAGCAAAGCUAUGGACCUCCUCCAGGCGCCAACUACGGCCCUCCACCUCCACAACAAAUGAUGUACGGACCUCCACAGGGCCAGGCCCCACCACCUCAGAAAGAGAAGAAGGACAGGGGAUGUUUGGCUGCUUGGUAUGUUAUUCCUCCUUCUUUUUUCUCAUUUGCGCCUGUGCUCUUCGAGGGAGACAUGAAGAAACAAGAACGUAAAUUGCUAUCCCGACUUCAAACGCUAACUUGGAGUAUAGUCUCGCUACCCUGUGCUGUUGUUUCCUAUGCGAGGAGAGCUGCGAAUGCUGUCUCGAGUGCUGCGAGUGUUGCGUAG